Messenger RNA from Salvia hispanica, 1669 nucleotides. RefSeq lists its product as uncharacterized. Gene Ontology annotation, cellular component: plasma membrane. Lineage: Eukaryota; Viridiplantae; Streptophyta; Magnoliopsida; Lamiales; Lamiaceae. The record is from RefSeq and is a predicted model, not a curated record. Gene Ontology annotation, molecular function: protein binding.
UCCAUGCAUAUCCACACCUACACAAAAGAGAGAAAAUAAAAGAGAGAUGGAGCAGCUUCAAACCAAACUAUUCGAAGCUGCAACACGAAAUUCCAUUACUUCACUUCAACAACUACUGAUUGAUGAUCCAUUAAUCCUCGAGAGAUCUCUAGUUAACCGUUUCAAUGAGACACCUUUGCACGUUGCAGCUAUGUUGGGUCAUGUGGAUUUCGUUCGAGAAAUCAUAAGGUUGCAGCCAAAACUAGUGAACGAGUUGAAUUCGCAUCUAUCUUCUCCUCUGCAUCUCGCAGCGGCUAAAGGCCAUGUCGGGGUCGUGAAGGCUCUUCUAUCGGUCGAUAACCAGGCGUGUUUGGCCCGCGAUAGGAACGAGCUUUUGCCGGUGCAUUUGGCAGCGGAAAAAGGCCACGUUGAAGUUAUGAAACUGUUGCUUGAAGCUCGACCGGAAGCGACGAGGGUUACGGCUUGUGGAGGAGAGAGCAUCUUGCAUUUGUGUGUCAAAAAUUACCAAUUGGAGGCUCUUAAGCUAAUAGUGAACAGUGUGAGAAAUGCCGGUGACUUCAUCAACUCUAGGGAUAAUGAUGGAAACACUGUCUUGCAUUUAGCUGUUGCAGAGAAGCAAGUUGAGACUGUGAAAUUUUUGGUGAGCGUGGAUGCAGUAGACGUGGAUGCAAAAAAUGAAGAUGGUUUAGCACCAAUAGAUGUUCUUACAGGAAGCAGAAGAGAUGCGAGGGACCCCGAAAUUGAGUACUUUCUUACACAUGGUGAUAAGCCAGCAAAGAAGAAGGAAAAUAAAAACAGUGUGAAUGGUUUGUUUAAGCAACAUGCUGUUUGGCUUGAGAAAGAGAAACAGACAUUAAUGGUGGUGGCUUCCUUGAUUGCGGCCAUGACUUUUCAAGUUGGAACUAACCCUCCCGAUGGUCUUUGGAAAAAACAUCCUAUUCCAAUGAAUGCAACAGACGCUAUUGAUCCUGAUGUAAUCGAACCUGCAUCCAAAGAUUCCACUGUCGAUUAUUCUAGCGAAUUCUACAUUUGGAACACAGUAGCGUUCAUAUCGUCUCUAAGCAUCAUAUUGCUUUUGACAAGUGGAUUGCCAAUAAGGCGUAGGUUCUUUAUGUGGAUCCUUAUGGUGAUCAUUUGGAUCGCCAUCUCAGCCAGCGCAGGGAGUUAUUUAUCCGUAAUAGUGUAUUUGAGAGUGGUAGAAGGAGGCCAUGAUCCGUAUACUCUAGAAGACCCGCAAGUGUACACUUUGCUUGUGUGGGUCGGAUUGAUGUUUCUCCUUCUCCUUGGUCACACCAUCCGUUUGAUAGUGAGGGGCCUUAAAAAGCUUGGAAAGGGAGUGGUCAAGUGUACACGCUCUUUGUGCUAGCUGAUUGCUACCAAUCCAUCACACAGUCGCAGCGCCUGCAUGUUUGAUUUAAUUGUUAAAUCUAUUUUCUUUUUAUUUUGUUGUUAUUUGUCGAGCAGAAGUUAUAAGCUCCACUUUGGGUUUUCUUUGCCGCUUCUUACCCAAAAUGCAUAAUAGAGUCGAACCACAUAGGGUUAAAUAAGUACAAAUAAGGGCAUUGUACUCCCUCCAUCCUACAAGAGUAUGCACUUUUUAAAUUUCGAAUCUAUGUUCUCUAAUGAUGUGAGGUUCAUUUUACACUAAUAAUAUUUUGGAUAUUUUUCA